GGAGGCUUUAAAGCCUCUCCGGGCAUGACCAACAGAGAGCAUUACCCCUGCGUUUAGACACCGUUUUUUUGUCGGAAGUCAGUUGGAUGGAGCAGCUGAUGGGCGGGGGCGGUCCACGGGAGCGGUGAAGCGUCUUAGUGAGUGACAGUGUGGAAAAGAAAUAUGAGAGGAGAGUCUUAAGUUAGGAAUAACUGGUCUGUGGCAUUUAAAACAAAAAAUUGUAGCUCGGGCUUAUCUUAGAGGUAUAGAUCCGCGUUGCAGUGAUAAAAAAAAAAUCCGCAGCUCAUCGAAAUGCGGAACAGAAGAAAGUUGAAAAUGCCUUAACCAACUACGUCGGGUAGUCCUCUCUGGUUUGAGUGCAAUCAUGUAGUCUCGUCCUUUAGCCGAUGCGACGAGAAACACUUUGGAGAGUAGCUUGUAGUUUGUGGUGAACUCCAUCUGGCCGCAGAAGCAGGACGCAGGUUUAAUUUGCGCUCUUGGUUCCGUCCGCGCCGUAUGCAGCUCCUGCCACUCUAUCCAACCAUGGCACGACUGAGGAGGAAAGCGUGCAUAGCUCUGUUUCUUUUCACGCUGUUCAUCUUUGGGACCAUGAUGGGACUGAGGACCCUGAAGCCCAGUGACGGUUUCUCGGACUUGGCUCCGGGCUUGGAGCUCCUGCCGAUGAUCGGAGGAAAGAUGGACCGGCGCUCAGUGUCCCGUGAUGGGACCGCUUCCCCGGGUCAAGCCCGUCCGCCUGGCAGCAACGCCAAAGCCGUGUUGUCUAACACCGGCCCCGAGGGGACCAUAUUUUACGAUGUUCAUAUUUUCUACUAUAUGUGGUACGGCAACCCACAUAUGGACGGUAAAUACAUUCACUGGGAUCACAUCCUAGUCCCGCACUGGGACCCUAAGAUCGCAUCCAGCUACCCGAGAGGGAAACACAUGCCGCCCGAGGAUAUCGGCUCCAGUUUCUACCCCGAACUCAAUCCGUACAGCUCGCGGGAUCCGGAUGUGUUGGAGUCCCACAUGGAGCAGAUCGGAGCAUCCGCAGCAGGUGUUCUGGUCCUGUCCUGGUAUCCUCCUGGAGUAGCCGAUGACAACGGGGAACCUGCUGAGGAUUUGGUACCAGCUGUACUGGAUGCAGCAUAUAGACACAACCUCAAGGUUGCAUUCCACAUCCAACCAUACAGAGGACGAAACGAUCAGAGCGUGCAUGACAACAUCAAGUACAUCAUUGACAGGUAUGGCGACCACGGAGCGUUCUACAAGUUCACUACCAGCACAGGGAAGAGUCUUCCUCUGUUUUACAUUUAUGACUCCUACCUAACUCCACCCGAGUCCUGGUCUGAGUUUUUGACACCGACUGGCUCCCACAGCGUGCGCGGGUCAGCUUACGACUCCGUCUUUAUAGCCCUGAUUGUGGAGGAGCGUCAUAAGCACGACAUCCUGGCAGGCGGCUUCGAUGGCAUGUACACUUACUUUGCCUCCAACGGCUUCUCCUUUGGCUCUUCUCACCAGAACUGGAAAUCCAUCAAAGCUUUCUGCGAUGGGAACAACCUCCUUUUUAUCCCCAGCGUGGGGCCUGGUUACAUUGACACCAGCAUUCGGCCAUGGAACAACCACAACACACGCAACAGGGUGAACGGACGUUACUACGAGACAGCCCUGCAGGCGGCACUCAACGUGCGCCCGGAGAUUGUCACCAUAACAUCUUUUAAUGAAUGGCACGAGGGGACGCAGAUAGAAAGGGCUGUGCCUAAAAAAACUGUGACACGGGUUUACUUGGACUAUCAGCCACAUGGGCCUGAUCACUACCUGGAGCUGACCCGCCGCUGGGCCGAGCAGUUCAAUAAAGAAAAGGAGCAGUGGCUCAUGUGAGCUUUCAUCAAACUGACUUGAAACGGCACGCCGUAGUGGAAGCGUGUGCACACAUGAAAGAGGAGGCAAGAGAGCGAUUGAUUGAUAUAGUUUUGAGUGCAGAAGGACAUGCUGUUACCUUUUUUAAACAUGCUGGAUGCCAGAGGUCCUACAGAUGUGUGUGCAAAUUCAAAGAUAGGAUACAAAGUGUAUCAAAAACCCAGACUUAUAAAAUGCUCUGUGGGACUGUCUCUAAUCUCCCCCACACAAUUGGUAUGUUGAAAUGUCUGCCCGAUAAUUUAUUGUAUUUCUAAAUACAGUAAGCCACCAUCUCAUGCCCCUUUAUAUAGUGAAAUAAUAGAACUGAAGACACUGUAGUUUUCAUUUAUCCAUAACAUACAAUUUGACCCUUUACCCAGGUUCAGAGACUUGUCACUGUCACACAACAUCUCUAACAAACAUAUUCUUAUGAAAUGAAACAAAAAAAGUCUUUUUGAUUUUUGGAAAUCCUUUAAUAUUUGGAGCUUUUUGUUGUGAGAUUAAAAUCAGUAAAGAGAAAGCUGGAAAAGGCAGGAAAGAUGGCUUUGCAUAGAGAGAGAAAAAAACUGAAAAAGACAUAAUUUGUAAAGCUAAAUUUGGAACAUUAUAGCAUGUUAGCUCAACUUGUAAAAAGAACAGAACAUGACAGUUUCUCACAGCAGAUCCCCUGCAUCCAUUUCACUCGAUCUCUAACAUCUUUCUCUGUCACGCCAACCAUCUGCACGUCCUCCUGCCUGAAAGCAUCAAUCUUCAGCAUCCUUCGUCCAGCACAUCCACCAUCGCCUCUCUAACCUUGCCUCCACACUGAGAGUCACCCUGAUAUCCUCAUUUCUAAUCCUGUCCCAUUCUGCCAGUAAAAUCUUAACAUCUUUUACUCCACCUCCAGCGUGACAACUUACCCUUUCGUUAUUGCCGCUGUCUCUAAACCAUAUAUCACAACAGGUCUCACUACCAUCUCAUAAACUCUUUUACUCUUGCCAUCCUUCACCAACAAACUAACUUACCAAGAAUACUCAUUUCUGAUCUACCCAAAUAAAAUUGGGUAAUUUCAACCGCUCCUUUAUUUCCUGAGGCCUCUGGCACAGAUUUUACUCUAGGUACUAUUAACACAACCCUCCCAUUCAUCAGCACAAGCUUGUGAGUCCCCGAGGCUGGGAUUGUGUCUCCUCUUUGUCUCAAGCUGGGGAUCUUUCCCAUAUAACGUGUCAAGUACUACACCACAGACCCGAUAUCUACCCAAAUACAAUUGAAGAUUGGGUAAUUCCUAUAUGAAAAGACUUCACUGUAAGCAUAUGGGACUCUGCUUUUUUUUUUCUCCACUGAAGCAAGAAGUCAGGACAUGAAAGUCUAUGGCUCAAAGUGAUUGAACGCAUUAAUGAAUAUAAACCUGCCCACUGACUGGGGCACUCUGGGGCACAAUCUGUAUAGACUUGAUUAAGAUUCUGAUAGCUUUUAAAAUGAAAGGUUUCGCAGAGACAGGCGUCUUUGAGAAUAAAAGUGCGUUCUCUGAAUGAUCCGAAGUUGAUUUCCCUGUCCAGGUUGCCAGUAAGUGGUUUCUGCUCCUUUUUAAACACUUAACAUUGCUCUAUUGAUUUCACCCUCCAUUAAGAAGCUGUUUUGAGUGAAAAUCCAGACACCAGUGGAUAAAGACAGAAAUAAAUCUCAGAUAGCU
This is a messenger RNA of Neolamprologus brichardi, 3547 nucleotides long. Its product is annotated as glycoprotein endo-alpha-1,2-mannosidase-like protein. Lineage: Eukaryota; Metazoa; Chordata; Actinopteri; Cichliformes; Cichlidae. Gene Ontology annotation, molecular function: alpha-mannosidase activity. The record is from RefSeq and is a predicted model, not a curated record.